This is a messenger RNA of Coffea eugenioides, 1758 nucleotides long. RefSeq names its product probable aspartyl aminopeptidase. NCBI's taxonomy places the organism in Eukaryota, Viridiplantae, Streptophyta, Magnoliopsida, Gentianales, Rubiaceae. Gene Ontology annotation, molecular function: aminopeptidase activity; zinc ion binding. The coding region runs from base 41 to 1489 and encodes 482 amino acids. The transcript has 11 exons. Gene Ontology annotation, biological process: proteolysis. The record is from RefSeq and is a predicted model, not a curated record.
CUCAAGGUACACUCCAAAAACAGAGCAGAGAGAAGGCUCAAUGGCAAAUUCGGUGGCAGCCGAUCUUGUUGAUUUCUUGAACGCUUCACCAACAGCUUUUCACGCAGUUGAGGAAGCAAAGAGGAGACUGAAGAGCGCAGGUUAUGAGCAAAUACUGGAGAGGGAGGACUGGCAAUUGGAAGCUGGAAAGAAAUAUUACUUCACUAGGAAUUAUUCAACAAUUGUUGCUUUUGCUAUUGGAAAAAAAUACGUUGCUGGUAAUGGAUUUCAGAUUGUUGGUGCUCAUACUGACAGUCCGUGUCUGAAACUAAAGCCUGUUUCAAAGGUGUCCAAAGGUGGGUAUUUGGAAGUUGGUGUACAAACAUAUGGAGGUGGUUUGUGGCACACAUGGUUUGAUCGUGAUUUAACUGUUGCCGGCAGGAUGAUUAUAAGAGAGCAGAAAGAGGGUUCUGAGUCUUAUUCACAUAAGCUUGUUAAAAUUGGGGAGCCUAUAAUGCGAAUUCCUACUCUGGCAAUUCACUUGGAUAGGGAGGUCAAUGAUGGAUUUAAGGUGAACAAACAUGUUCACCUUGUUCCAGUAUUGGCUACAUUGAUCAAGGCAGAACUGAAUAAAGUGGCUGCGGAGAAUGGUUUUGUCGAUGGUGGAAUUACAACUGAUGCAAAGAAGUCCACUGGAAGGACAUCUAGUGGUCACCAAAAGCACCAUUCUGUUCUUCUGCAGCUUCUCGCAAAUGAAGUUGGGUGUGAGCCAGAUGAUAUAUGUGAUUUCGAGCUGCAAGCAUGUGAUACUCAACCAAGCAUUAUUGCGGGGGCUAUGAAGGAGUUUGUUUUUUCUGGAAGACUAGAUAAUCUCUGCAUGUCAUUCUGCUCUUUAAAGGCACUGGUUGAUGCUACAUCUUCUGAAAGUUCUCUUGACAAUGAGACUGGUGUAAGAAUGGUGGCCCUAUUUGAUCAUGAGGAGGUUGGGUCAGACUCAGCACAAGGAGCUGGAUCUCCUGUUAUGUUUGAUGCUUUAUCACGAAUUACUGGUACUUUCAGCUCAGAUUUGAAGUUAGUAACAAAAGCAAUCCAGAGGAGUUUCUUGGUGUCUGCUGACAUGGCACAUGCUCUGCAUCCUAAUUAUAUGGAUAAGCAUGAAGAAAACCACCAGCCUAAAUUGCACGGUGGCCUUGUCAUCAAGCAUAAUGCAAAUCAACGUUAUGCAACAAAUGCAGUCACUUCUUUUAUAUUCAGGGAAAUAGCAGCCAGGCACAAACUACCUAUUCAGGAUUUCGUGGUUCGCAACGAUAUGCCUUGUGGUUCAACCAUUGGUCCCAUUUUGGCUAGUGGAUUGGGGAUUCGAACGGUUGAUGUUGGAGCACCUCAACUUUCAAUGCACAGCAUAAGGGAAAUGUGUGCGGUUGAUGACGUGAGACAUUCAUACGAGCACUUCAAGUCCUUCUUUGAAGAAUUCUCAUAUCUUGACACAAAAAUUACCGUGGAUGCUUAAAAAUCACAGCUUGGCCCUCUUGUUCAAGACAUGUUAACUUUGGGUGGACGUCUGUUAUGGUAAAAUAUUUUGAUGUAGUUGAACCUUUGCCCCACGGGGGUUUUUUGAGGGCCUGAAAGUUAUGGCUGUAUGAAUGACUUGCAAAACCAUCUGAUUGAAAUUACUAUCUAAAAUCCUUUGAGAAACAUCCCAUUGAUUCAUAGCAUCUCUAACCUUUUAAGACACUGAUUAUGCUGAAUUUCCAUGCUUUACAUUUUCUUGCAUUAAUA